AUGUGUAAGCUCUUAUCCUUGAGCACCUCUUCCGCUCCUCCGGCGCCAACUUUCCGCUUAACCUGCGCCGCCGUGGCUUUUCCCGGAGCCACAGUUGCAGUGCGCUCACGGCCAUGGACCUCAGCUCUUUGUAUCCGCUGCGAUGAGCAUCCGUUCGUACCGGAGGUUGAGAGAGCGGUGGACUCGUUGUACUCGGAAUUCCGAGCUGUGGAUAAUCUGGUGGCGUGCAACUCGGCGCGCGUGCUUAAAGCUUUUAAGAAUGCUCGUGUUGGAUUCCAUCACUUUGGUGGCAGCACGGGCUAUGGUCAUGAGGAAUCUGGUGGGCGUGAAGCACUGGAUGAAGCUUUUGCAGAGGUUUUUGGUGCUGAAUCUGCAAUUGUUCGAGGACAGUUUUUCUCAGGUACUCAUGCAAUCACAUGUGCUUUGUUUGCUUUCCUAAGGCCUGGAGAUGAGCUUCUGGCAGUUGCUGGAGCUCCCUAUGACACGCUGGAAGAAGUUAUUGGGAUCAGGGACUCUAAUGAUUUGGGUUCUUUGCGAGACUUUGGAAUAGAUUACAGAGAAGUGCCACUUGCAGAGGAUGGAGGGCUUGACUGGGACACCCUGAAGAUUGCUCUGAAACCUCAAACAAAAUGUGCACUCAUUCAAAGAUCAUGCGGUUAUUCAUGGAGGCGUAGCUUGAGUGUAGAAGAAAUCGGCAGGGCUAUAGAGAUAAUAAAGUUGCAGAAUCCCCAUUGUUUGGUCAUGGUGGAUAAUUGCUAUGGUGAAUUUACGGAUAGAAUCGAACCUCCAAUGGUGGGUGCAGAUCUAAUUGCUGGAAGUUUCAUAAAAAAUCCUGGUGGAACUAUAGCCCCAUGUGGUGGGUAUGUUGCUGGGAAAAAGAAAUGGGUAGCAGCAGCAGCUGGUCGUCUCUCUGCCCCGGGUCUAGGAACUGAUUGUGGUUCAACGUCAGGUGAUAUAAUGCGACUGUUUUUUCAGGGAUUGUUCCUCGCUCCACAAAUGGUUGGUGAAGCAGUAAAGGGAAGCCUUCUUAUUGCUGAAGUAAUGUCAGGUAGAGGAUAUGAGGUGCAACCAUUUUGCCGAGCCCCCCGCAAUGAUGUAGUGCAGGCAGUAAAACUUGGAAGCCGUGAACGGCUGCUCGCCUUUUGUGAAGCUGUGCAAAGAAAUUCUCCAGUUAGCUCUUUUACAAAACCUAUAGCAGGUGCAACUCCUGGCUAUGCAUCUGAGGUGAUAUUUGCUGAUGGGACAUUUAUUGAUGGAAGUACAAGUGAACUUUCGUGUGAUGGCCCUCUCAGGGAGCCAUAUGCCGUCUUCUGCCAGGGUGGCAGCCAUUGGACGCAGUGGGGACUAGUUCUCGGGGAGGUGCUAAAAGCGUUGUAAGAUGCGCACGUUCCACAGCAAACAUGGGUUGUACCCCUGUAUGGUGUAUCCGUUCCAAUUUUGAUCAUAGUUUGAUGUGUACUUCAUUAUUCAUCUGGAAUACUAAUCACAGUUGAUGUACUUCAUUUUUGUUGAAUCAAUUGUGAGUGCUUUUUGUCA
Molecule: messenger RNA, 1536 nt
Organism: Salvia hispanica
Lineage: Eukaryota; Viridiplantae; Streptophyta; Magnoliopsida; Lamiales; Lamiaceae
Source: RefSeq, a predicted model, not a curated record